CGGGUCCGGGGGGCGACGGGCGGGCGCUCGGCGGGGCCAUGGCGCUGCGAGCGCGGGCGCUCUACGACUUCAGGUCGGAGAACCCGGGGGAGAUCUCGCUGCGGGAGCACGAGGUGCUGAGCCUGUGCAGCGAGCAGGACAUCGAGGGCUGGCUGGAGGGCGUAAACAGCCGCGGCGACCGCGGCCUCUUCCCGGCCUCCUACGUGCAGGUGAUCCGCGCCCCCGCCGCCGAGCCGCCGCCGCCCGCCCGUUACGCCAACGUCCCCGCCGGCGGCUUCGAGCCGCUGCCGCCGCCCGCCGCCUUCAAGCCGGCCGCGCAGCAGCCCGAGCCCUUCCCGCUGCCGCCCGCCGCCGCCGGGUACCCCUUCCCGCCGGCGCCCUACGGCGGCUCCUACCAGCCCAGCCAGGGCAGCGAUGACGACUGGGACGACGACUGGGACGACAGCUCCACGGUGGCGGACGAGCCGGGAGCCCUAAGCAGUUCCUACCCCGACUACGAGGCGGCUGGUGGCGGCGCGGCGCCGGGCCGAUACCGGCUGUCCACGCGUUCCGAGCUGUCGCUGGGCUCCCGCGGCGGCGGCCACCCCGCGGGACACCCACACCCGUCCGGCGGCGGCGGGGCCAAGAGCUCGGCCACCGUGAGCCGCAACCUCAACCGCUUCUCCACCUUCGUCAAGUCGGGAGGGGAGGCCUUCGUGCUCGGAGAGGCGUCGGGCUUCGUGAAGGACGGGGACAAGCUGUGCGUGGUGCUGGGCCCCCGCGGCCCCGAGUGGCAGGAGAACCCCUACCCUUUCCAGUGCUCCAUUGAGGACCCCACCAAGCAGACCAAGUUCAAGGGCAUGAAGAGCUACAUUGCCUACAAGCUGGUGCCCAGCCACACCGGGCAGCAGGUGCACCGCCGUUACAAGCACUUUGACUGGCUCUACGGGCGCCUGGCUGAGAAGUUCCCUGUCAUCUCCGUGCCCCACCUGCCUGAGAAGCAGGCUACUGGCCGCUUCGAGGAGGACUUCAUAUCCAAACGUCGCAAAGGCCUGGCCUGGUGGAUGGACCACAUGUGCAGCCACCCCGUGCUGGCGCAGUGUGAUGCCUUCCAGCAUUUCCUCACUUGUCCCAGCACGGAUGAGAAGGCCUGGAAGCAGGGCAAGCGCAAGGCCGAGAAAGACGAGAUGGUGGGUGCCAACUUCUUCCUGACCAUCAGUGUCCCCACUGGCCCUGGGGCUGUCCUGGACUUGCAGGAAGUGGAAAGCCAGGUGGAUGGCUUCAAAGCCUUCACAAAGAAGAUGGAUGAGAGCGCCCUGCAGCUUAAUCACACCGCCAAUGAGUUUGCCCGCAAACAAGUCACUGGAUUCAAGAAGGAAUAUCAGAAGGUGGGGCACUCCUUUAAGUGCCUCAGCCAGGCAUUUGAGCUGGACCAGCAGGCCUUCUCUGCUGGCCUCAACCAAGCUAUAGCCUUCACUGCAGAAGCCUACGACACCAUCGGGGACCUGUUUGCAGAUCAGCCCCGACAGGACCUAGAUCCUGUGAUGGAUUUGUUAGCGCUGUAUCAGGGGCAUUUGGCCAACUUCCCAGACAUCAUCCAUGUCCAGAAAGGUCUGAAGGUUCAUUGGAUUGAGCCCUACAGUGAAGAGCGUAAUGGGAUGGAAAUGCUGCAGUUCCAUCUGGAAGUGCUCAGGAAGAACUUCCCACUGAGACUGGAAGCAGAGCAUUUCUGUCCCAAGACACAGAUUCCUUACAAACAAGUUGUUGAGAUACAUUUUAUUUUGAAAACUAAGUGCUUAUGGGAAAAGUGACCUUUGUAGGAGGAGGUGAUGGUAGAGUGUGGUCUCUGAGCAUCUAAGCACCCAAACUCCUAAAAAUCUAGUCCUCAACCCCUCAUAGGAAAGUUUGUCUAGCAUGCUUAUGUGAAAUAUUCCUGUGCAUACCUGUGUUUUUUGGAAUGGAAGAUGCAAAUAGUUAGACAGAUAUACUUGUACUUAGUUUUCUUUUGCCUCUGGCAAAACGUUUGUAAACAGGAGUAUUAAGUUCAGUAGGCCUGAUAACUGAUCUGCACCUUUGCUCAUCAUUGUCAUUUUGCAGAAUUAGCGUGUCUUUCAAGAAAUAAUACAUUCAGUUGCUUUAGUCUUGAGAAGAAAAACAUCCUGUCGUCUUUAUUUAUGUGUUUUUAAGGUCUACUUGUGGAAAUUCCCUAGGCAAUUUUGGCAAAAUAAUUCCUAAACAGUAAUUACUGUAUCUUCACUAAACUAAUGAGAUUGCUUUACUUCCAUAAUCUUCAGCACAUACUGCAGGCUGGUGCAAGUUUAGGUUCAGGAAAUGUAUGCACAUGUAAGAAUUUGAAAUGGUAUAUGUGUGUAUACAGUUGGUGUAGUGCAUUCUUGUCUGGCUGUCUCAUUGUGAUACUUGCAUAGUGAGAGUAGAGAAGUUAUUGGAGUUUGUUUGUUUCCAAUCCUCUUUGAGGAAUUAUUAUAAUAGGACUUUUUUUUUUUUUUUUUUUUUUUUUUUUUAAAUUUCUGUCAGUGGAAGAAACACUGGCUGACUUUGUUUCAUUUCUGCUUUCCAGAACCAUUCUUUAUUGUAUUUUGUUAACACUAAAUAAAUUUCUGAUUACAAUUUUUGCAAAACGCACUUGAAAUAGUGGUUUACAAACUCUCUGAGAUGUAGGUGGUACACCAGGAUCUAAAAUAAUUAUUUUAAGAAUAUCUGAAUGAUGCAAUUACUUUUUCAUCACUGUUUGUGAAAAGUAAAAUAAAGCAAAUAUCCUUAUUUGCUUGAAGCAAAUUUAAUUCUGCACAUUGGCUCUAAAAAUGUGCUGGGUGUUGUUUUAGAGUAACUUUAAUGGGGUGAAACAGCAUUCCAGCUGUUAACACAUUGAAAUUUCAAGCAUGGAAAAGCCCCAAACAGCACUGAAACCUGGAGUUCUCUUUGAUGUUUUCUGCAGUUCUUGUGGGACCGGGAGGAGGGAGAGGGAAGAGGGCUUGGUGCAUCACUGAGCGAAUAAGGCUGGUCAAAAUUCAUGCCUAAUCGUUAAUAACAAUGUAAAAGCAGUGCCCAUUUCUCUUGCUUGCUUUCUAGCUCAUUAAAUUUGUUGUAGAGACUUGUUCUUUCCUCUGUCUCUUAUUUUUCCUUUUAUCCACCUUCUUCUGUCUCUGGUACACAAACACAUAUACCUUGCAUGGAGUUCAGCUCAGUUAACUUAAGUGCCUGAAAGCGGGGCAUGUAAUCCUAGCCAGAUGACCCCUAUAGCAGUAAAAAGAGAUGGAUACCAAUGUUUCAGGUGCUUAAGGACUUUUGAUGAACAAGAAUGGAUUGUCUUAGGAUGUCUGCUGCCAUCUCUCUCAGCUUCCCCAUUGUUAUUACAAGAAAGAUGUGGCAUUUUUAUACUUGCUGCCUGAAUCACCCAGUUUCAACCUCCCACUACUUGAAAGUGGCCUAGAAGAAAUAAAUGUUUAGGUGUCUAAAUCCUGAAAGGAUCCUCACAGUUAGUAUCAGUGUAAAGUUACAGUUUCCUUUGUGUGUGUAAAUCACACAUCAACCAAGAAUGGACAGGGCUGAAAUUGAGCAAUGCCCUUAUAUGAAGGGGCUUAAACAGAAAUCAGAACUUUUGUGUCCUAUCUGCCAAAAAGUUGCAUUUGUCUUUUUAAACUAUUGUCUGAUUGCUUGUUUUUUUUUCCUUUUUUCCUUCCUCUCCCUUAUCUCUUCUUACCUUAUCUUUCUGAAUGAACAGGAUUCAUGCAAGUAAGAUGUUUCUCUUUCCCAGUACCUUUUGGAACUUGUUAGCCUGAUAUUCAAGUUUGAUGGUUGCGGGACAUUUCAAGAAUGAUAAAAUCUCAGUGAUUAUUUUUCAGCAAACAGCUGGUAGCACAGGAAGGACUGCAUGCGUUACUGCACACCCCCAGGUCUGCAUGUUGCAGGACUACCAUUUAAUACCAACAGGCUAGAAGAUGUUGACCCAGGCUCACACUUUCAGUUUUGACUGCAGGCAGUGGAUAUUCUUGAGUUCUUGCUAAAUACAUGCAUUAGAGCUUUGUCUACUGGAAAGACCUUGAGGACAGCUAGAGAGUAUCGGGACAAUGCAGAAAUUAAAGUAGAAAUUAUUUUGUAAAAGGAAGAAGCAACUUCAUUUCAAAGGCUGUGUAAUAGCUUUUCAUCUUGAAGUUUCUAAUAAUCGUGGUGGUGAGAAAGGAUUCCUUGUCUGCCUACAGCUGGGAGGUUUUCAGGACUUCUAUGAAUACAGAAAUUAACAGAAUUGAGAUACGGAAAACAGAAAGCAAGUCCUAGAGCUCUCCCAAGUCUUUGUAAGUGCGUUAUCAAUACUGAACAAGCUGGCUGAUUUUUCUAUUUUGUAAGUCACCUUUGAAACAAGGACACGUUUCAGCCUUUCCAACAUCUUUUCCAUGACUUCAUCGUUAGAAUUUGUUUGAACAGUUAAAAUGCCAAGUUAAAGUGUGCAGACUGUAUAAACUCAUCCAGAUGGUACCUUUUUUAUUUUGAAUUGCCUCAUUCAAACAGCAAAGAUUGGAAGUUUUAAUAAAAAAAAAAAAAUGAAAUCACAUUUGGCGUAGCCCCCAAAGCUUUUACCUUAUCAACAGACUGGAUCAAAUAAAUAGCAAGUGCUUACUACACAGUGUAAUAUAUAUCCUUCAUGAAGGCCAUGAGGAUGAACUUCAAUAAAAUUUAUUUUAAAAACAUUAAAAAUGCGUUUUAAAAUUUUGAGUCAGUGCCUCAUGAAAUCGGGGCCAAUAUCUGUAACUUAACAAUCUGCUCGGGCCUUGUUAGUAUCUUUGGGCUGUCCAGCCUGUUUUGGGUAGGUAUACAUCAUAUUUGGGCAGCUUCUCAGGUUGUGAUGAGCAAAGCUGCCCUUUUUAUGUUUGUAUGGAAUGUGAAAAGCAAUGCAAAAAGCAGAUUAAUGCUUUGGUUUGCCUUGGCUGUUUGUAUUGCAAGGAAGAGUCUUCUUCGCUUUGUCCUCACAGAUAUGCUGCAGCAUGCAGGUUUCUAAAAGAGAACAUCUAGAUGCACUAGGGAAAAAUGGAGCAGGAUCUGCAUUUGAUUUGCAUCUCUACUCUUCUCAUAUGAAGUUAUGUGAAUGAGCCAUGCAUGUUAUAUUUGCUCACCCUAGGACUGUUGUAGAACUAUGCAGAAGAUGGUGGGCAAUCAGACUCUGUGAAUUGUCCUCAUUUUUAGCAUCUCUUUUGCCUUUUUGGGAGAAAACAUCCACAAGCAGGUCUUUCAAAGCAGGGAUAGGUGAAAUCUGCAUUUAUACUUUUCUUGAUAACAUUGUAAUAUAGUUAUUGAUAUAUUUUGUAACCUUUGUUCUCCUUUCCAUACAUAUCCUAUAAAAUCUGAGAAAAUUUUGAAGCUGCUGUUUAACACUACGUUGCUUAUAUCAGCUUUGGCAAUACCUUAUAUUCAUCUUCUAUAGAUCUGCAGUGCCUGUUGUUACUCUUGAAUGUAAGCUCCUAAGACAUGCUUAAAGUCACAGAGAAGUUUCAUCUCAGUACUUGUGUGAGUUGCAAUUGCUUACAUUUUUAAGUGCCUGUCCAGAAACUGUUCAGUCACUUACAAUGUUACUUGCUUUUUGAAGGGCAGAUGUAUUGCAUUUCUAACUAGCUUGAUUUUACAGUUCAUGCCUUUAUGUACUUCUAGCAUCAGCUGAAGUGCUUUAGAAGCAAACCUCCUUAAACUGGAGAUAGAUUGUACUUUCCUACAUUUCUGUCUGAGAACUGGGUAAAGUCUGUGUUAAGGAAUGUUUGCCUCAAAAGCUGUGAUGCGAAAUGCUAUGUUUGUGAUAAUAGAAAGCAGUGGACAUCAUUUAGCUGGAUUAAAUUUCUGCAGACAGUCCUUCUCUCUGGCAUCUUUAUAGGUAAUGUGCAGUGAGAGAACACUUGCAAGCACAUGCUACAGUAUUAUAGUCGUUUGCUGAAAAUGCUGUCUGCAUAUGAUACAUCUAAAAUGUAUGUAUUUUAAAAUUGCUGCAUACAACCUUUGAAAAAAUAACCUUUCAAAAAGUUUUCACAAUUUUUACCUAGCAGUGUGUGUUCUGUUAAUGGGAUUGUGCAGAGUGAUAGAUGCUUGUUAUUCAGUUGUGUUUGUGUCCUUCGUUUAGCUGUCUUGUUCUCACCUCCUCUUAUCAACAUUUUUAAAGGCAAACUGUGUCGUGUGACUUCUUUUGUCCCCUGCCUGGCUUACUGUAACAUCCUUGCUGGAGCUGCUAGAUUUAUAUGGGGGACUCUAGAGCCAGUGUGCACCUUGACAAUGUGAUCGUGAGCACACUCAAGUAUGAUAAUGGUCAUUGUUUCACUGGAUAAAUAGGUGGGCCAUACCCUUCCUAUAUGUGCACACCAGUUCACAGCUGUAUGCGUAACAACUUAAUCAGAUCUUAAAUCAGUCUUUUUUUUUUUUUUUAAGAUUGCAGUUAGGCAUGUAUAGUAUCCAUUAGCACUGGCACUUCAUUUAAAAUUGAAUGACAUUUGACACUGUGCCUUCUAAAACCAUUAUUAAUCUGUUAGUAGGAAUUAAAUCAAUGUGCAUGCUAAAACCACCAGAGACUGAAAUUUGUCAAGUUUCUGAAAUCCAUGGAAAAGACUGCUUUUUUGUUGCAUGAUAUCUGCAUUGUGUAAACCAGAGCAUGGUUUUAUAUGAACUGAAGAAUACAUGUAAGUGACAGCUUUCAGUGAGCUUUGCAGCAGAGUAGCUGGAAGAAAAAAUGGUUCUGUCUGACAUUAAUAAUGCUGCAGUCAGUCAGCGUUAGCCUGGACAUUAGCAGAACCCUGUGAUUUGUGAGCCUGAAUUUAUGGGACAGUGUUAUUUGACUCUGAUCUUUUUGAGCAAUGGCAUAACAAAAAAUAUUUCCUGCUUAUCCUUAACCACAGAUAAGCUGCAUUUUCUAAAACCAUUAGAGCAACUUUCCCAUAUCUGUACAAACCCCUUUAAUACUGAAGUAAUCAUCAUUUUAAAUAUUUUGCUUUAAAUUUCUGACUUACUUUCAGGAGGAAAAAUAGAAUAUCCUUAAAAGAGUUUUCCUCCAUCAAGGAGAAGAAUAUGAAUUAGAAAGUUUUGUUUUGAAAACUGUUUCAUGUUGACACUUUCAGGAAAGACAAGUAACUUCCUCAUUUUGCCUUCGAUGUUGAAGAUUGCUUGGUUUUUUUUUGUUUGUUUGUUUGAGCUUAAAACUCUAAAACCAGAUUUCAAAGUAGGGGGUUGUUCCUUCAUUAGUUACAGUAUUGCUACAUUUUCACUGUGACCUUCUUUUGUGCAGUUAAGUCUGUAUUGGAGGAUGCUUCUGCUUUUAAUUUCAGGGGAAUUCCCAUUAUACUGCUUUCCAUUCUAAAUCUCUGCCAGAAAAUGUAAAGAAUUUGCAGAAUCUUAACUUAAUGUAGGCUCCUUUUGUUAAUCUGUGCUCACAGCAUUCUUAAGCAAAUAAUCUGUCAGUGUAAUAAAAUCUCUAUUCUACCACACAUUGUUUCAUCAUUUUGAUUUGAACCAAGAGUGGGAAGUUUCAGAGCUUGCUUCAGAGUGGGAUUCCAAGUGAGGUGUAAUCCCACCUGGUGCUGCUGCUCGUUCCCAUGUUUUGGAGGUCAUCACUGCAUAGCCGAGAGCGAGCUGGCUGGAAGUGCUGAGCCAUCAGUAAUGCUAAGCCCCAUGGGCUCCUCUCCUCCAGGCCCGAUGCGGGCUCUAUGGAGUUACUGAUGGCGGCCGGCCUCAUGCAGUGAUGUAAGUGGGAUGGCCAUGUAGGUGGCAUCAGCCUGAUGGUGGGAGACCUGUUCCUGACAGGGUUGUUUGUUUCAAAAAGAGAGUAAAUCAAAGCUGCACCUACAUGCGUGUGGGCUGCCUGGGGUUUGUUGCCAGCCUUUCAGCAGAGAGCUGUAGUUAAAAAAAACUCAUUAUCAGGUUCUGUGGUAAGAGAAGAGUAAACUCAUUUCUUGUUACUUUUUCUGCUUUUGCAUCCUUUUAUGAAAGCCACUGAAAGUUAUGUGAGGUAUUUCUCCCUCUUCUUAGAGAUCAUGUCUGAUAAAGCAAAGGGAGUUGAUGUUUGAAGUUCUCACUUCAGUAGUGAGUGGUGUGCUUUAAAGGCCGCUGUAGACGCCUAUGUUGUACACUUUAAUAUGAUGGGUGGCCGAAUGGCAUGGAAGCACAAGUUAUUUUGCUUCCUAGCAAGUGAUGCUCCAAAUCUUAUUUUGUUGUUUGCAGACGGUUGGAAAGCAAAACUGAAUGUAUUACAUAGGUCACUGGAUUGUCACAGGACUUCUCAGAUCAAACUGCUGAACAAUCCUCUUUGUUAAAACCCUGAGUUUCUGUGAAGAACACUAUUUUUUCUGACUUCGGCUUUCUUUCCUCAUGAAGAAGUCAUCCUUUAGAGGAACCUUUGUACUUUGACACAAAUUCUUGAGGGAGGCUGUCUCAUCAGACCUUUUUGGCCUCUCAAAGGAGGCAUUCAGGAGCCUGCUGCUCUUUGUUUGUGCCACACUUGCCACUGAUACAAAAGCCAGAACAAUCACGUUCCCCAGAUUUUUCCACCCUGCCAUUUCUAGGGCUACUCUCUUUCUCAGUGCCAUUUAUGAAUGGAAUAAAUGUGGAUUUGUUUUUGGGGUGGUUGAUGUUCCUGCACUGCAUUUGCAUUGCUUCUUCUCACCUGCAGCAGGAUCACCACCAGACCUACAAUGCUGGCGGUGAAAGAGCAGCACGUGAGGAGAAGCAUGUGGCUUUUUCCCCCAGCCACAUUAGAGAUAUAAUUCAGAAGACUCUUCUCUGAAAUGUGUCAAGAAGUACCACAGGGCUAACUUCUUUCUUUCUAUAUCUUCUUUCAUUCAUUUUGUGUUUUGUCUUGUUUUUCAGCAUUUCUCUAGCAUGAGGUAUAAAGAAUAACAAAAGUGUAGAGUUUGAAGUAAAGUUUUGUAGUAUCAUAACAAUUUACACAUAUGUCAGUUACUUGUGAAAGAAAAUUAGUUGUUUCAGUUUAGCAUAGAAUCAUAGAAUCUAGACUUGGAAGGAACCUUUAAAGAUCAUCUCAUCCAAUUCUGCUGCAAUGAACAGGGUCACCUACAGCUACAUCAGUUUGCUCAGAGCCCAGUCCAGCCUGGCCUCGAGCAUCUCCAGAGACAGGGCACCCAUCACCUCUCUGGAUAGCAUGUUCCAAUGCCUCACCUCCUUUAUUGUAAAAAACUUUUUCCAUAUAUCCAAUCUAAAUUUCCCAACCUUUAGUUUGAAAAUAAUUCAUCAUUAAGUGAAGGAAAUAUUUGAAUAUAUGUGAUUACAAUUUUAGUAUCUUAAAAGUUAACUUCCUUCUUCAGUCUAAGUAAGUUUUUAAGUUCAUUAUUUUGGACUGAAAUACCAAAGACACUGGUGGUAUACGUUCUAGAGCAUGACUGUGAGACACAGACCUGCCUAAAUUCUCAGACCCUCACUGCUGCUGCCAUAUGUUGUAUUUUAGUCAUCUCAUCUCACAUUGCAAGUCCAUAGGUAAUACUGCUGUAUGAAGUUAAAUCACUGCUGUUUAGAUUGCAAUUUCGUAGAUCUUCUUCAGAAGAGAGGCACAGUUUUGAGCAGUAGCAGUGCUGACUGCUUCUAUUUUCGAAGAUUUGAGCAAGCCUAGCCAUGAAACAGAUGUCACUUGUACUAAGCACUGUACAAAAACAAUGCAAAAAGGGGCACCUGACCCAGAGAAUUCCCUUUCUUGAGGUUUUUCUUCAUUUGAAUUCAUGACUCCAGGUGCAGCUGGAGUUUCCCUGUUUCUCCUGUAUGCCCAUUCCAAAGUUGACAUUCAUGUGCUGCAUUGAGGAGUGAAGCUGAGCCAUGGGAAGUUGUUUUCAUGAGCUCUGAUCUCCGAGACUUCUGCAUUCUAGUGACAGUGCAAGAGUGCAAGCUGCAGGCUUGGGCAGCAUUGCGCAUGCUAGACUUGAGGAGCCAGGUUAGGGCUAGCUGCUGGCAGCUGAUCAUAUGUCAUUUGUUGUUACCCAUUCCCCAUGGAUAAACAAAGGCUUAGAGAUACGUAUACCUCCAUGUGAUAUGAUCUGCAUUUUGGCUUUGGUGCACAUGCUUACAGAAUGGAGGACAGCGAGUAUGUGCUCAUGUGUAGGUUUGAACCAAUCCUUGGUUGACUGCUCACACUAUCUCAAAGCAUUUUUGAGUGUGAUAAAACUGCAGUUGAUUGGAAAAUGUAUUGUUUGACCCAAACCUGAAUGCUCUCAGGUUGGAAAAAAUAUUUUUUUAAAUUUUGUUUUCCUGAAUGUGUUUAAUUUCUUCUGCUUGAUUGCAACCUCACGCUUGCAUGACCAGCUUCCUUACUCAAUACACUUCUUUUUUUGCCUAGUAACCCCUCUGAGCCUAUUUAAAUUGCUAUUUGUAUAGCGUGUUUCACAGCUUGGGACUAUUUAUUUUUAGCAGAGUCUUUGUUGCCUCUGUCUUCAUGGCUGCUAGCACAUCGCUAUAAAUGUUCCUUGUUAAACAUGUUCAUAUCAUCUAGUGUUGUCUAAUCUCUUACUUCAAAGUAAGUACUGAAACCUGUGAGUUUCUAAAAGCCCAUAGCAGCAUUCAAGAAGCAGAAUUAUCUAUUUAACAUCAGGCUUUGGGGAGAUGAAAAAUAGCAUUCACAUCUGCUCUUCCUUACUUUUGGGAACAGAAAUAGAUAUAGCACAGCCUUUUGCAGUGUCUGCAAUCCAAGCUGUUUUUGCUCAUUGAAAGGUAGCCCUGGUCCCUGAAAUCUCCUCUCUGGACACAGGAGCUUUUAAUCAAACCAGAAGGUUUUAUGCGCAGGGAAAUCUCUACAAGUUUCAGCAAGCAUCAGUGAAUGUCAGCAGGUGCCAUUUUUUCCACAUGGAGGAAUUCACUUCUUUGAUGCCAUUUUGUCAGACUGCCCCUCUGCUGCCACUUGUCCUACGGCAACAACAUGUAACAGAAUACUGGCAGGAAGGUUCAACCUCUACUGCCACACCACCAGCACCUGCCUCUGAUGUCGUGGGCCAACAGGAUACAGCAGGAAGCAUUACUUUCAGAGCAGCACUCAUAAAUUAGGAGGUGCCUCUUUUGAUGCUUUUUUCCUAAAAUGUGAAAAAGCCUUUUCUAGAGCAGCCAGAAUUCUGUUUGUUUGAUUUUGUUUGUUUCUUUGUAAAUACACCUUUCUGUUUUGGAUCAUCCAAACCAACACUUGAUGUUCAGAUUUCUGAAUCCAGGAACCAGGAGAUUGGAAUGGAAUACUUGGAAGGGACCUGCAGAGGUCAUUGAUCCCACCCUCAGGGACUGUUGUUGGCAUGCUCAGCCCGGCCACAUGACCAGGAGGUGCAGGUGUGUGUGAAAGGGUCAGGAGGGGCUGGCCAGGCCAAGGAAAGGUGCAUAUAUCAGUGUUAAUGAAGCUGCUUGCAAAGCUGUGCAAGCAAAUAACACUUUUUUUCUCCUAAGAUUUGCUAAACUAAAGCUUGCAAGCUUCAGUAGAUGCUGAAUUAGUUAAAAUUUAUAUUUGAAUGUUUUUAUGAUUGAUUUUUUCGUGAUUGCGUAUCUUUUUAAAUAAAGCAUGGUUUUUUUUGUAUUUGGGGAAGGUUCAGUGAUUCUUGUACAAUAACUUAAGUUUUUCUCUUUAUGAGGUUAUCUUAAGGUUAAUUUUUAUUUUUUAUGGUUAAGGUUUUACUGAUAAUACAAGUCAUUUAAAGGUACAUGAUGAAAAAAAAACAAAAGGAAAUCUGUGCUUAAGCAGAUCUGUGAUCUCCAGUUGUAGUCUGUAGAUUUUAAAGGAAAAUCCAAUGAAAUACCUGCAUGAAAACAUCUGUGUUAUAAGAACUGUAUCAAUGGCUGCAAGUUUUCCUUUUGGAUUCCUUUUCCUAAUUGUAAAUCCCCUCUCUCCCCCCCGCCCCCCUCCUUUUUUUCCCCAUUUUAAUUGGCAAAAAAAUCAUAAUGUAUAAUAUUUGUAGUCUGGAGGAACUGUUUGGUAAUUAGCAUGGUUAUUAUUGAUGUAAAAUAUUCAGAAGAUUCAUGAACUUUAGCUGCUGAUGCUGUCAAUUUCAGUAUUUUUUCUUCCAGUUUAGUCAUUCUAGAAAUAACAUCUAAUGUUGUUUCCCACAUCACAACCAAGGAGUUGUUAUAUUUAUUUAACCAGCUCCAUCUGGCUCCCGGUAACUCCCAAAUUUCAUUUUUUUCACAGCCUUGCACAGCGUCCUCCAAUGCAAACAGAAUGCAGAAGGAAAAAAAAAUUACCAUGUGGGUUUUUGUUUGCUGAAAGAAAUGUCUUUAUUGUCGAAGAGAGGAUUCAAUAUUUUUUACAUUGUGUCCUGCCUCAUGAAUUACUGUCUUUGAAGGAAAAAACACAGUCUUCUGGCACAGAUUGAUGCUGUGCUACUUACCUGUGGGCUGUUUCUUGGUUUUGUCUUUGGGCUGAAGGCGGUGAGGUCCAUGAGCUAUAGCAGCUGGUGCCAAGCUUUUAGCUGCCAUGCCUGAAGGCCAUGGUUCUGGGGAAAGUGUGGGUAGGUGAAGUGUUACCAACCAGCCUGCAGCAUCCUGGGGGCCAUUGGUCAAAUACUUGCAUGUUAGGUGACUUGCAAGUCUUUGUUCUAAACUUGCUUUUCCUGCCACAGUGGCAGAAAUGGUUCCUGUGGUCUUACUGCAAACCAGGGAGUUUCUGGAGCUCCUGAAGCACGUACCACGUCUGAAACUUUUUUAAGGUCCACCAUAUCAUCAGGUACUUUAACUUGUCUCUAGUAAGGAUACACAGUGGUCAGGCAUUGCAGCCAGAUGACAAAGAAGGUAGUGGAGUUCCCAUCCCUGGAGAUAUUUAAGGGACAUGUGGACAUGGUGCUUAGGGACAUGGUUUAGUGGUGGAACUCAGUGGUUAAACAGCCUUUUCCCACCUGGAAGGUUCUGUGUUUCUAUGACCUUAGGGAUAGGAAAAGGAGCAAACUGCACUGAGCUGUGAGAAAUGCUGAAGCAAUGGGUGUUCAAAAUAUCUUGUUAAAAGCCAUAGGAAGGAAAGGGUGGAAGACGAUGUUACCACAGCAGAACUAUGUUUUAAUUUGUGAGUGGCGUUUAGAACAUAAGGCGAUUCAGGCUGAUAGUAGACAAAAUCACUCCUCCUGGAGUGAUUGGAGGUUACCCUUUCAAUACAGAGGUAGAGAGGCUUCUCUGUUAGCUUGCUGACUCCCUUCACUGCAGGGAGUAUAGAAAAGCAUUUCUUCAAGGCAGUGUAAAAAGUCCUGUCCAUGAACUGUAGUCAUUUGUAUGAUAUAUAGUAUAGUACAAAAGAGAGUCAUUUGAGACAUUGCAGCUAGAAACAGAGUCACAGAGCAGCUUAGGUUGGAAGGAAUCCCAAAUAUCAUCCAGCUCCAACCCCCAUGCUGUGGGCAGGUUUGCCAGAGUCUAGAUCAGGUUGCCCAGGGCCCCAUCCAACUUAGCCUUGAACACCUCCAGGAUAAAAGUUAUGACAAAUACGUAUAAUGAACAUUUUUUGGAGAAGUCUAAAGCUGCAUUGGUCUGACUAUUCCUAGUUUUAUGAAUAAGUAUGUUGUUCCUAAGGAUAAUAAGUUGCUUUUCUGGGAAACUGAGCUUGUGAAAAUUAAUAUUAAGAUUCAUCUUGGUGUUCUAUGUCACUAUCUGCUUUUGGUGAAGGUUUUGUGAGAUGUGUCGUUUAAUCAGCUGUUUGGAAGAGAAAGGUUCCUUUGCUGUAUUUUUUAGCAUCUCUUACAAGACUGUGUUAUUUCUGCCUGGACUUCUGUAGCUUUGAAAUAAACUUUUAGAUUCUCCAGUCAUCAUUAAUAUUUGGGGGUAUCUGUACUGUAGAAGCAGAAUGAUGCAUUGUUAUUUUGUGUAUUCAGAUCUGCUUUUGAUGUUUCACGAAGCCUGAAAGAGUUCAACGUUUCAGGACAGACUUCUGAAUGAUGUUACUUUUUUGGUGUUAAUUGAAGCCUAAAUCCAUUUUUUUUACCUUUUUUUCUCACUAUCAGUGUAUUUAUUGAUUAUUCUCCAAAAUACAUGAAUAAUCUCAUAUUUUAAGAUUGUGAAAUAGGCAUGUUUUCUCUUACUGACUUUUGCAAACUAAAGCCUUGCUUUCUAAAAUGAUACAGUAUUCUGUGAUUUUUUAAUCUGGAAAAGUUCUUUAUACACAUAAAUGCACUCAGAAAAGGCUUUGUACACAUUGUUGUUAUUAAAUCACUUUGAAGUACAGCAAAGUGUAGAUUGUUCUCACAGUUAAACUCUUCUGUUCUCUUCU
This is a messenger RNA of Tympanuchus pallidicinctus (lesser prairie-chicken), 14182 nucleotides long. RefSeq names its product sorting nexin 18 (gene SNX18). The transcript is spliced from 2 exons. Gene Ontology annotation, biological process: endocytosis; endosomal transport; cleavage furrow formation. Gene Ontology annotation, molecular function: phosphatidylinositol binding; protein binding. The coding region runs from base 39 to 1790 and encodes 583 amino acids. The record is from RefSeq and is a predicted model, not a curated record. Gene Ontology annotation, cellular component: cytoplasmic vesicle; plasma membrane. Lineage: Eukaryota; Metazoa; Chordata; Aves; Galliformes; Phasianidae.